This is a messenger RNA of Pangasianodon hypophthalmus (striped catfish), 4897 nucleotides long. RefSeq names its product FKBP prolyl isomerase family member 15b (gene fkbp15b). The transcript has 30 exons. NCBI's taxonomy places the organism in Eukaryota, Metazoa, Chordata, Actinopteri, Siluriformes, Pangasiidae. Gene Ontology annotation, cellular component: growth cone. The record is from RefSeq and is a predicted model, not a curated record. Gene Ontology annotation, molecular function: peptidyl-prolyl cis-trans isomerase activity. The coding region runs from base 168 to 3833 and encodes 1221 amino acids.
GAAGGUCAGCUGAUCAGUGGAAACCGGAAGCUGAAGGGAAGUUUAGCUCCGAUGGUUCUUCUCCGGUGUUGCUUCUGAUCACGUUAUUUCGCGGUUUUAAUUGAGUGUUUUCUGAUUAAAUGUGUAUAUUACGGUUCUGUGGGUGUUUGCAGCACUGAGACGGAGACAUGUUCACUGCUGACGAUGAAGACGGAGAUUUCAUGUCUCCUACAGGAGGGGCAAAAUUAGCUUCUCUGUUCAGCUUGGACCAGACGGCCAACCAGGCCAAUGAGUCGUUCCAGUACACGGCCCCCAAACAGCCUCGUAAGAGCUCAGGUCCACCUGCUCAGAAAGCCGCUCCUCCUCCCGGAUCACCUGCUGUGCUCUUCGCCACGGCCGUUCACGCCUACAGAUAUGUUAAUGGACAGUAUGUGAAGCAAGGCAAGCUGGGAGCUGCAGUGUUAGGAAAGCACACGAACAAGGAGUAUAAGCUGCUGCUGUACGCCAGCCAGCAGAAACCAGUGACGGCGGCCAGGAUUCACUCAGCCUUCUCCUUCACUGUCCAGCCCAGUAACUACUGCACCUUUUAUGAUGAUCAGAGGCAGAACUGGUCUCUCAUGUUCGAGUCGGAGAAAGCAGCCACAGAUUUCUGCAAAGAGGUGUGUCUGGCUAAAGCGAACGGCACUUCUCCUCUGGACAUGCUGGUGAUUCAGGACCUGGUUCUCGGGGAGGGUCAGGUUGUAGAGAACGGAGACUCUCUGGAGGUAGCCUACAGCGGCUGGCUGCUGCAGAACCACACCAUCGGCCAGAUGUUUGACUCUAAUCUAAAUAAGGACAAGCUUCUGAGAAUGAAGCUCGGUGCUGGAAAAGUCAUUAAGGGCUGGGAGGAGGGCAUGCUGAACAUGCGUAAAGGAGGACGCCGUCUCCUUGUGAUUCCCCCGGCUCUGGCGUACGGAUCGCAGGGCGUCCCGGGCCGAGUCCCUGCAGACAGCACUUUGGUGUUCGAGGCAGAAAUUCGUAGGGUGAAGUUUGCUAAAGAAGCCGGAUCUGAGAGGACGGCCGUGAGCUCCAGGGACACCGCUGUCCCCUCUCCUGUCCCCUCUCCUGUCCCCAGCGUGGAGAGCCUGGGGCUGGAUCUCACCUCAGCAGCCAGCAGAUCAGGUGAACCACCUCUAAGAGCUAAAUCCAACUCACUGAGUGAGCAACUAGCAAAUCCGGAUGCAACCAAAGCCAAGCUCAUCUCCCGCAUGGCCAAGAUGGGUCAGCCUAUGUUGCCCUUCCUCGCCGGUCCAGCAUCAUCGUCCUCACAAGCCGAGUCCAGCGACUCUGAACUGGAGGACCCGAGUGUGUCCCGAUUGAAAGAGCGUCCUCCUGCACCCUCCCCUCAGCCAGUCCACCUCACGUCUGGUCCUUCAGCCUCACUACAGGCCACAGCCUUGAUGCCUGUUUCCAUGGCAACAGCCAAUCCCCAGCCUGUGAUGCCCAUGGCAGGUCAUGGCUUCCAGCCGUACUCUUACACUCAGUCCACUACGGCUCCCUCUCACUUACAACCGGUGGGACAGAUUUACCCUUCACAGACCGUGCCUUACCAAGGAAGUGGUGAUGUCACAUCCUUCUUGAUGACAGAAGCCCGGCAGCACAACACCGAGAUCCGAAUGGCCGUCAGCAAAGUGGGAGAUAAAGUGGACCAAUUAGCUUCCAAGGUCGAGGAGCUGCACAAGCAGGGCGGGCUCUCUCUGGGCUUGUCCAAUGUCUCCAUGGAUACGGCGAUGAUCAUGCACACCAUCCAACGCAUCAUCCAGGAAAACGAGUGCCUGAAGAAAGAGGUGUUUGAGAAAAGCUCGCGCAUCGAAGAGCAGAACCGCAAGAUCGGAGAACUCAUCCACCAGAACCAGAGGUGCAUGGAGCAGAGUAAUAUGCUUAUGGAGCAGCGGAAUGACUCUCUGAAGAACUCGAGUGAGCAGAACCAGGCACGAAUACUGCAGGCAGAACAGGAAAAGCAUGCACUGCCACAGGACAUGGGCAGGAACCAGGCGAGGUUGACGGACGAGCUGGCCAGCGCUACAGCGCGGGUGUCGGAGCUGCAGUUGGAGCUGACUGCACAGCGUCAGAAAGCAGCGGCGCUGCAGUCGAGCCUGAACACCGCCCUGCAGGAGGGACAGCAGCACGGCGCACAGCUCACGGCUACGGAGAACCAGCUGCAGGAGAUGAAGGAGUUGGCAGAGCGGGUGCAGGUGCAGUACAGAGCUGAGAAGCAGAAGCGGAAGGAGGUGGAGCUGAAGCUGAGUAACCUGGACGAGGAGCUGCAGGACUUGAAGAGCGAGAAAGAGAGUCUGGAGCGAACUCUGUCAGACAGGAAGAAGAAGUGGCAAGCGGAGAGGCAGCGCUGUGAUGAGGAGUUGGAGGAGGUGAGGAAGGCCAGUCAGAUGGAGAUGGACCAACUCCGGAGUCAACUGCGUAAAGCCCGGACCAACACAGACCAGGCAGCUGCUGAGCAGUUAGCACAGCUGCAGGCAGAUGUGGAGCGCGAGUGGCAGGCGAAGUGUGAGCGAGCUCUGGCUUCAGCACGAGAACAACAGAAGAGAGAAGUGACAGAGCUCACAGAGCAGAGAGACACACUGCAGCUCAAACUCUCCCAGCUACAGGACAAGUUCUCUGCUAUGAAGCAGUCCAGAGAGGAGGAGGAGCAACGGUUACUACGCCAACAAGACCAGGGGGAGGAGCUUCAGGCCCUGAGAGAUAAGUGUUGUGAGUUGGAGAAGAGGGCGGAGUCACUGAGGCAGCAGGGAGAGACGCGAGUUGCAGAGCUGGAGAGGAGACUGGCAGAGCAGCGGCAGCAAACAGACACUACAGGAGAGGUGAAGCGUGUGAUGAAUGGAGUGUUCCAAUCUUUACGAGGGGAGUUCGAGCUCCAUGAGACGUACACCGGCAGUGUGGUGCUGGGCGUGCUGGUCAACACCAUUAAGAGCGUCACCCUGCAGCUGCUCUCGAAAUCUGAACCGUCCUCAACUGAGAAUAACGAGAAAGAGGAGGAUGAAGAUGAAGAGGAGGAAGAGAAGGACAGCAGGAGUGAAGUGCAGCCCGAAGAGCAGGAGAACCACGCAGAGGAGUUACAUAUGAACGGAAAGAAAGAAGAUGUGGAAGAGGAGGAGGAAGAGGAAGAUGGUGACCAGAUGCAAGUGACAGGGGAAAAAAGUAAAGAACCAGAGACGGUGGAGGAGGACAAGGAGGAUGAGAAGGGUGGACAGGAAGUCGUCAGAGGUAACGAGGAAGAGAAGGUUGAACAGGAAGUCGUCAGAGUUAAACAGGAUAUGAAAGGUGAACAGGAAGUCGAAGGCACUAAAGAGGAAGUGAAGGAGACAGGAAAGGAAUCGGAUAGCCUUGAAGCCGACGGUGAGAACCGAGGAGAGCCCGUGCAGUCUGACAUCACAGCACAGAUUCAGACGCAGAAUGAUGUCAUUCCCAAAGAGGAAGUGAACGUAGGUCCAGUCGGUGACAUCACACCUGAAGAGGAAGUGGUGGCUAAGAGUGAGAGCACUUUGGGUCUGUCAGAUGAAUCGGAACCGGAUGAAACCAUUCACACCGGACCCCCGAAGAACCCCCCACCACCCCCAAACCCUGCGGAAGAGGACGGCACAGAAACGGUACCACAGCCCAGCGGUCCAUCUGAGCGGGCACAAGGGGUGAAUUCAGAGGAGCCAUUUUUCCAGAGCCCCGCCCCGACUAAACCUCCACCACUACCAACCAGUGAGGAAGAUGAGGAGGAGGAGGAGCUGAGUUUAAAAGGACGGCCCCCUCCCGCCCCUCUGUUUGGAGACGACAGUGAUGACGACGAUCUGGACUGGCUGAGCUGACUUUCACCCUCAACCAAGAACCAAAACCACCACCGCCUGUCUCCUGGGUAACGGUUCCCAUUGGAAACAGACACCAUGGAGACGGAACUCGAGAGGGAUAAAGGAAGCAGCUAGGCUGGAAUCUGAAGCUCCGCCUCUUUUCCCAAACUCUUCACUGUUGUCCAUGUUUCCAAAGGAGAGCAGCACUUCCUGGAAUUAGUCUGACUGGAAAUCCAUUUAUAACUCAAUCACACAUUAAUCUCUCAAUCUAGAUUUCAUUUGUAGCCUGAAACGUGACCAUGAAAUGAUUACACACUUUUUAAAGACGUUUUAAUGUGCCAGAACUCGAUUGCUCUGAAUCAGUGGUUUAGUGGACGAGGGUAAUAACGGUCAUGACAGUGUGGACUAGCUGCUGUAUGCAUGUGUCUUAAGGCUUGUAUCCUUUAUUAGCAGAAAGGUAUUCUGGAUUAAUAUAAUAAAAGACGAGCUGGCUAAUCUUCUAAAACAGCUUAUUUCCUUGAAAUGUAAACUAGAACUGCUUUAGACUGGAUUUUAAUAUUGUUGAUAUUUGGUAUUUGGGUCAGUUACAUGCACAGAGGCCACGCCUCCUUCAGUGGGAGUAACGGGCACAGAAGCCACACCACCCUGUUACUGAAUAAUUUCCUAGAACAGCACAUACCUGUUGGGUUUUAUUCAUUACUUACACCACAGUGCUGCUGAAUUCUCAAAUCUGAUUGGGCAGAAGGUGUUGAUUAAUUUUCUAUCACAGCAGUUCUGACAGUAGUGCAGCUGCAAAUCACAGGUUUAUAUUAAUGCGCUCGUUCUAUGUUGUCGUUUCUAUAGUAACAACAACAGGGAGUAAGUUAUAAAAGGAUUUAAGAGACGACUUAGAGACGUGCAGCUGUAACUUUACGUUUUCUGACAUCGAGCUACAUUUUUUUUGGUACUUUGGUAUAUAGAGAGAGAGAGAGAGAGAGAGAGAAAGAAGUGAGGCUGGUAAGUUAACAAGCUUCUUCUACAACAUUAAAUGUAACUAUAAAUGGAUAAAACAAUAGAGCUCUUUUAUUCUUCAUUUGAUAAAUGAA